CUUUUCCCUUUAAUAUUUCCUUUUUUUUAAAAAAAAACAAAACAAAACAAACAUCCUAUGGUCUUAGGACCCCAUCCUCGAUGGUCCAAUGUUGAACCUCUUCUCAUAGAUGGGCUAUAAUAGCCGCCACAACAGCAUAUUUUUCACGACGCGGCAAACCGCGCCUCUUCCUAAUCUAUGGUCGCUGACGCAACACAUAGUUUUCAUCUCGUGGGAGAUCGUAUGCCGCUCCCGAGGCCAGUUGUCCAAUAGUAUCCCGCCAAAUCUUGAGAGCGCUCCGAGAAGAUAACUAUGGGAUUAUAUAAUUACUUCUUAGCCGAUAGGCCACCGAAGAAAAAGAGGGAAGUACCACCACCUCUCCCGCUCAGACCGCGAAGAGGACUCUGGGCAGAGAAUUUGGCCGCGCAUGCGCUGGAUAUAGACGACUUCGAUUUCAAUCUCCCGCCGUCAACUUUCGGCUCGUCGAGAAAUUCAAUAUCGGGCCAUUCCACGCGGUCGCGUAGCAGCUCGCUAUUUGUGGACGACAUAAAACACGAAGUAAUGGUCAAUUAUUUGUACCAACAACAGUGUUCCCGCUUGUGGGUGAGCGAGGGAACCGGUGAACUUGAGGGUGUCCUACUUCGUAGAACCCGGGGAGCAUAUAGGGCCUGCCCGCCCGCCCUGUCGCAUUCGACGCUCGCGAUGGCUUGUACUGCCCUAAAUAUCCAGUGCGCCAUGACUGUAAACUCUAGAGUAAUCAGGACUUUCUUGUCAUGGUCUCCGGAGGCGGUGGACGUGCCAUUGAUGAACGGUCUCCGAAUCCAGAUCGUGCCGACAAUUGAUGACUUAGCGAGAGCAAGAAAACAUCAUUUUGCCGCUUUUGUUGCUUCAGAAGCCAUGUUGGUUGUCUGGGAUGAUGAUGCGCUCCACCUGGUGCAACGAGCUGCGGCUAUCGAGUCGGAGUUGAUGGAACUGGUCUGGAAGACUGGUCGAGUCAAAGAGGGGAGCGAUGAGAAAAAGCCUGGGACCGUCGUCAGGGAAUCCGAAGUAGACGAAGAGAGUGGCCGGGUCAACCUCGAAAAAAGGCCGGUUCAUCUGCUAAAUGCGUGCCUCAUCUCCAUGGUAAUUAUCCUCGUUGUACUCACGUUAGGAGCCGCAUGGAGACAGCUUGCGAUUGAGAUAACUGUCGAUGGAAACUACGCGCGAUUAGGCCUCGUAUGCCUUCUUCUAAUCCAAGUUUUCUUUUCUCUUUUUUUCGCCCAAGUCAUGGUUGGAUGUUUGGCCCAGAUGUUUGGGCCAAUCCGUCAGCUCACCGUCAACUCCAAAUACUUUUCCGCCAUACCACCGCCGAGGUUAAGAACCCCGACGCUGCCACAUGUAACGGUACAAUGCCCAGUUUACAAGGAAGGUCUCCAGGCUGUGAUACAGCCAACCGUCCGAUCUAUAAAACAAGCCAUCAGCACGUAUGAACUACAAGGUGGCUCUGCGAACCUAUUCAUUAACGAUGACGGUCUUCAACUUAUCUCAGAGGAAGAACGGCAAGCUCGUAUUGACUUUUAUUCCGAUAAUAGUAUAGGUUGGGUUGCUCGACCUAAACACGGCGAGAAUGGGUUUCAACGUCGCGGCAAAUUCAAGAAGGCCUCUAACAUGAAUUUUGCACUUAUGAUCUCAUGUAAAGUGGAAGAGAAGUUAUCCGUGUACGAUCGCGGUCCCGACUGGUCGCAAACCGAUGAAGCCAUUGCCUAUGAAAAGGCACUGAAAGACGUACUCGAAGAGGAUGGGCGGGCUUGGGCCGAUGGCAACAUCCGGGUCGGUGACUACAUUCUUAUUGUCGACUCUGAUACGCGUGUCCCCUCUGAUUGCCUUUUGGAUUCCGUCUCUGAAAUGGACCAGUCUCCCGAAGUCGGUAUCUUGCAAUUUUCGUCCGGCGUCAUGCAAGUCGUCCAUACCUACUUCGAGAAUGGCAUUACGUUUUUCACCAACCUUAUCUACAGCGCUAUUAGAUAUACUGUGGCCAACGGCGAUGUCGCGCCAUUCGUUGGCCACAACGCUAUCCUCCGUUGGAGUGCGAUUCAACAAGUUGCAUACGAGGACGAGGACGGCUAUGAGAAAUAUUGGUCUGAAUCCCACGUGUCCGAGGAUUUCGAUAUGUCACUUCGCCUCCAAUGUGACGGGUAUAUCGUUCGUUUGGCUGCGUGGGCGGGUGACGAAUUCAAAGAAGGCGUCUCUUUGACCGUAUAUGAUGAAUUGGCCCGGUGGGAAAAAUAUGCUUACGGCUGUAACGAAUUACUCUUCCAUCCAAUUCGCAAAUGGCCUUGGGAGGGCCCCUUCACACCUUUAUUCCGCCGAUUCCUCGGCUCCAGCAUCCGCCUUACAUCUAAAGUCACCAUUCUCUCAUAUAUCGGUACCUAUUAUGCCAUCGGCGCCGCAUGGAUCAUGACAUCUGCCAAUUAUUUUAUUAUGGGCUGGUUCAAUGGUUACUUGGACAAGUACUAUAUCGAUUCUUGGCAAGUCUGGUUCUCUAUCAUCAUUGUCUUCAAUGGUCUCGGAAACGUCGCUUUGGCCAUCAUGAGAUAUCGUGUCGGAGAACGUACUCUCGGAUACGCCCUUUACGAGAACUUUAAGUGGACGUUCCUCUUGGCUAUCUUUUUGGGGGGUCUCUCCCUUCACCUCAGCCAAGCGCUCGUAUGUCAUAUGCUGGAAAUCGAUAUGAGCUGGGGAGCAACUUCAAAAGAGGCCGAGUUCUCUAACUUCUUUAUAGAAGUACCGAAGGUGAUAAAGAAGUUUAAAUUCUCCAUGAUUUUCUCUCUCGUAUUUCUCGUGGCUAUGAUCAUCAUUGCCGUCGCACCGUUUGUUCCCAACAAUUGGCGGAUAACGGACUUCGUCGCUAUCUUACCUAUGGCCACCGUCGCAAGCAGUCAUUUCUUAUUGCCACUCGCAUUAAAUCCGGCGCUUAUGACAUUUUCAUGGUGAUCAACCAACCAUUACAAAUAUAUAUCUGAGCCGCUGGCUUGGGAAUAAUACAGA
Molecule: messenger RNA, 3006 nt
Organism: Hypoxylon trugodes
Lineage: Eukaryota; Fungi; Ascomycota; Sordariomycetes; Xylariales; Hypoxylaceae
Product: glycosyl transferase family group 2-domain-containing protein
Exons: 4
Coding region: 292-2952 (886 amino acids)
Source: RefSeq, a predicted model, not a curated record